AUGACAGACCUGAGUAGCCUCGAAAGCUUCCAGGCACUCUACACCGAUCUUGAGGCCAUCGCUGAAUCCAAUCUAUCAGAUGCUCUUCUACUGAGAGUGGGCGCGCAGUUCGAAAGCUUGCUGAGUGAUUUCCAAAACUUAUUAAACCAAAAAGCUCGAAACGAUGCAAGUCGGCAGCGGCUGGGAACUGGGAAAAUUGAAAUUUCAGGCGACGAAUACACUGUCAAUGAAGAAUUCCAGCAAGAUGUCCUGCGACUGGCCGAUGAUCUAAACCUCGACGAAUUAGAAGCAGCGCAGCUCUUUCUCUUGUCCCAACCCGAAACCGAUACCACUGGCAGAUCAGCCCGCACAAUAUCAAUCAUAAGAUUUCAGCAGAGACGGAAGUAUCUCUUGGAUUGCUUGCGUCUCAUCUUGCAACUGGCCGGAGAUGUGGACCUGGAUGAAACCCUGAGGGAGGGAUUUCAAGACUUUGUGGGCAGAAUACUGGCACCGCAAGCAAACUCGGCCAGAUUUCUUCAAAAAUGUAUCACAAGCAUGGGGGAUAUAAGAUCGUGGUUGCAACGUCUGGCCGAUAAACAGAGCACAGCGUCGGUACUGAAUUCGGGUCAGCAGGGAGAGGAAAUGGAAAUGAUAGAAUUUCAGGGAUCAAAUCUUGUUAGCCAACAUGAGAUGCUCUCCGUGAUAUCUCUAUAUCUGGUCAAGCAGAACUUUUCUGUGCAGGCAGAUUUUGACUUGAUAUUAGACACUCUGAAAAGGGUGGAUAAAUACGAUCACCUAUUACUUCAUUACCUUCCACCCCUUGCGGCAUGUAUCGCUAGAUAUGGUGGUAUUGAAGGCGGUGGAACGAUUGCCGAUGCAAGGUCGCUGAACAACAAGUACUUCGCUCCGUCAGAUCAAAACUCCUGGACAUUGAGCUACUUGCAAGCCGCGUUCAAAGCAUGGUGGCUUGCCGAAUAUAGUGGAUGGUAUGGGGAGAAUGCCGAUGGAUCUAUCCCGGACAAUCAGUUGGAGGAUGAGGCGAAAUUGCGAUCGAAACAGUUUUCCGAUGCAUUAAAAGACGGAGCUUUCGACUUCAUAUUAUGUGUCUCGGCCGAUUCCAAACCACUUGAAUGGCAUGAUCCUGCUCGCCAAGGUCUCCGACAAUGGCUGCAGCGAAAGACACCCGUGAUGCUCACUGGCCCUGCGCCGUUCUCCAAGGUCUUUCAAGAAGCUUUUAUGGAACAACUAGAGGCUUUCGUUGAAGCUUUCAUAACGAAUUUGCCCGACGUCCUUCGAAAAUUACGGACGGAUGAAGAUGAGCAAAGACAACUGAAUCAGGAGCAUGAUCAUGAUCUCGACUUGGAGAGAUUUCUGGUCAUCAUAUCAUUUGUUUUUGAAGGACGGCCAAAAGCUGCCCUCGAGGGCUUCUGGGACGUCAGAGAUGGUGCUUUAAUGGGAUUCGUCCAAUGGGCAUCCCGCAGAGCAUCUACACCCCUGGUUACCGCGUUCUGUGAGAUGCUACAAUCUAUAUCUGAGGACGAAUUGUGUGCAAAUGCGACCCACGAAUUCCUGCUUGACGAAGGGCCCCAAUCGUCUGGCAGGAUGCGGAAGACUCAUUCUCUGUCGUGGAACCAGAUCUUCAAGGAGCUUACUUACUUUUCCACCAAGAUCCGUGAUCGUUUAUCAGUUCCACAAACUCAAACAUAUCGGCCAGGCAAACCUCACAUUGACUUUGCUGAAGUCGAACCGGAGCAGUCGAUGAUGCUUGAGUCCUAUCUAAGGCUCAUCACACGCCUAUGUACGGAAAGUGCCUCUACUCGUUUGUUUCUAGCACAGCAUCCUUCUUUUCGAAUCACGGAUCUCUUAUUUCAACUGGCGAGUAGCGCAAUAGGACCUCGACUAAGAGCCUGCGCGUUCACAACUCUCAAGUCUCUUUUAAGUCACAAAACAAGAGAAGCCGGCGAACAUCUCUGGACAUCCAUUGAUGUCUGGAUUUCUGGUGGAUAUGCCCCAGCACUGACAUCGUCUAAAACGGCGUCGAAUAUGCCAGCGACAGGCUCACCUGCUGCGAUGGGCGCCAUUUUGAAAGGCUUGACAACAGGAUUUGAAGAACCAAACGCGUUUGUUCAAUUCCUUCACGCACUCGUAUCUCCACUGGAAGAUGAAACUGGCCUCCGCGAUAGUCUUCCGUUUCCAGAAAACCUGGGCACAUCCAGUCGAAUGCCUGGUAUUGAUCCUUAUGUUGACUUCGUUAUUGGAGAAAUCUUCAGUUCUCGAUUGCCCGAGAUCAUUGAGGUUAUUCAACGAAGGCUUCUAAGGCUUUCUUGUUUAGACUUCAUUGCCACUUGCCUCGAUACAUUCAACGAAGAUCUCGUCAUUUUUGCGAGUCGCUCAAAUGUCGCUGUAGAUCUGGCUAUCAGUACAUCCACACUCGAAAAUUACGUUCUCCUGCAUCCGUUCUCUAGAGUCAUGGAAUGGAUGUUCAAUGACAAGGUCAUGGCAGCACUUUUUGCUACUGUCCACCAAGAUGCAGCAGAAGUAGGUGCGGCCUCGUCCGACUCCCCUUUGAUACUAUCUCUAUCCCGCGGAAUUCAUGUAAUAAAUACGAUCAUGGAUUUACAGCCAACAUAUCUAGACAUCAUAAAGCCCCUCAUUCGGUCGCAUCCAUCUUUCCGCCGCACCCCUGUCACUAAUGCCGCCUAUACGACAUUCGAAGAUGGAGUCCUGAGCCACCUUUCUGUCCUUCCUGAUCUAGGGUUUUAUUGCGGCACUGGUCACCCAGACCUUGCACUCGCUUCGAUUAAAUUAUUCGGCAAGUUGGCAGCGUCCCCAAGGCUCACUUCCGCACCUGUUAGUGCACAGGGCAGAGGAGGGAACCGAAACAAAGCCUUAGCUGCACUUGAAGAUGAUGCUGACUCUAUAUCUAAAAUUCUUCUUCGCGAGAUGGAAGCCGGGAUCAACAUCAACCAGGGUCCCGAUUCGCCAGAAUAUAUGGUGAAAGUCAAAAUUCUCGAUUUUCUCCUCUCCUGCUUAGUAGCGUCACCAGACCAACCGACAGUGGCUCACCUUCUCUUGGGGUUUCGUUGCAGCGAUCGUGUAGUGAGUGUCGAUAGCGAGAGCUCUUUUGGCCGUGGAGUGUCUCUGUUCCAUACUAUCUUGAAUAGCGUGCUUGAUUCUAGUCUAACGGACGAAACUGGUGUGGCGCUAUGGUUGACCUCGUUGAAUCGCAAGGCUUUCGAAGUGUUGAAAGAAUUAUGGUCGUCGCCGCUCACCUCAGGCUUGGUUACAUUGAAAAUGCGAUCAAACGACGCAUUCUUUAUGUUGUUCAUACAGGAGGAGGUUAUUCAACCAGGAACUAUCUGGAAUGGCCUAGAUGUUUUGGAUCCGUCAUUUUCCAGCUCACCCUCUUCUACUUGUUUCGCCGAGUUCCUGAGCAGACGUGCACUCAUCAUUCAGUAUUUUUCUAAGGAGCUUAGUGAAGUUGCUGAUAGUCAUUCCCCCUCCCUGAAGCAGAGAAUAUUUGAAACCUUGAUGGGAUCUACGCGUCUAGAAGAGGGUCAGAUGCGCCCCCAUGCCGCAAUAUUCGACCUAUUUGACUUUAUGGAACCCGAAAUCGACGAGCCCAUGUGGCCUACAAAAUUGGAGUGGUUUCAAGAUGUUGAUUUCCGCGCCUGUAUGGACGGCAACAACCUGGCAUCCGCCUCUGACCUCAGUAAGGUCGAAGAAGUUCUCAUACUCCGCCGAUCGGAACUGCUCAAUACCUCUGUCCCAGCGACAUCUCCCCAACUAACUGCUAUCAAUCUUGAGGCACAAUUGUUGCUCGAUUUCUUCGCCCGAGACCACCAAGCCAAGACUCUUUAUGCCGCUAGAAUAAAAGUACUCAAAGCCUGGGUUCAGCUUACAAUGCUUAUGAUAGAGACUGGCGACUUCGACCGGGUCUCGAAAACUACGAUUAUGUUGAGGACCCUUCAAACGAUAAUGCCGCGCCUGGAGAACGAUAUUGAUAAUGUUACGGAAGCGUCGGAGCUGGCCAAGCUUGCGAAGUGCGUUAUAUUCAGUCUUGAGUUCGAUGCUCAAUCCUUCAAUCAAGAUGAAAUGGGGGAUCUCGUCGGGGAUAGAUUGUUUCAUCUAUUCCAGGUAGCACUACGGGCUAUCAAUUCGUUGGGUUCGAAGACCGAGCUGAAGCAGGUCUUCUAUGCAAUAAGUUAUCGCUAUUUGACUGGCAUGUCAGAUGUUAGCAGCCUUGGCGGCAUCACUCGUCGUCACAGCAUCCAAACCAUAAAAUCUGCCGGGGAUCGUUUCAUCGACGUGGUUUGUGACGAUGCGUAUGGGAGCGAGUUUACGUGUAGAGUUGCUGCUCUACUAGUCCUCGGUGCACUUGUUUCUAUGGGCAAGCAAGAAAAUUCGAAAUACAUCAUCGAAGCUCUGAUACGAGUGAAUUUUGUCAGCAUAAUGGUUGGGUCGAUCCAGAAUAUUCCAUCAGAAUUAAGGGAUGCAAAGCCUGAAGACACGGAUAUGUUAUUAUCAUAUUGCAAUGCCCGACUAGCACUACUCCUUCAGAUAUCUCAGACACGAUUCGGAGCAGCCGCUGUCCUAAACGCCGGUCUCUUCCACUCUAUCACAAAAUCAUCGUUGUUUUCGGCGGACCCAGAUUUGGGAGUCGAUAUUGUUGGUCCCAAUGCUCUCAGCAAACACUAUAGUCUUCUUGUUGCGAUCAUGAGAGUUGUCUGUGCAACUCUUCUCAGUCGCGGAACCCAGAAUCAACAGUCUCUUGAACAAGGACGGAGAUUCCUCACAGAAAAUCGACUUUCUAUUCUCGCAGUUUUGAAAAAGUCUGCUGGACUUGCUGCUGGUGUUAAGGUGACCGAGGCAAUUGAUGAACUUGCAGACUCCUUCAUGCUGCUGGUAACUUUUACACAAUUUCUUGAGAAAGAAGAAAGUAUGACUCCAAGAAAAGUAUCACUGACCUCGUUCACAUGA
Molecule: messenger RNA, 4959 nt
Organism: Glarea lozoyensis ATCC 20868
Lineage: Eukaryota; Fungi; Ascomycota; Leotiomycetes; Helotiales; Helotiaceae
Exons: 7
Coding region: 1-4959 (1652 amino acids)
Biological process (GO): nuclear pore organization
Cellular component (GO): nuclear pore inner ring; nuclear pore
Molecular function (GO): structural constituent of nuclear pore
Source: RefSeq, a predicted model, not a curated record